AUGGGCAAGGCCCAGGGCUUCCAGAAUAAACGAGAGGAUGUUGGGGCCAAGCGUGGCCGGGGAAAGGCCCAUCUGGGAGUCAGGAGACCCAGAGUCUGGUCUGGGUGGUUGCUCUCUGUGACAAAAAGGAGGCCUUCCCUGUACCAGGACCUUUGUUUCUUCAUCUCCAUAUCGAAAGGUUUUGUCCUGAUAUCCUUUGAAGUUUUUUCAGCUCUAAAGUUCUUUGAAAUUUCAGCCUGUGUAAGAACUCUGUUCAUCAGUGCCUUAUACUCCUUCUGCCCCAGCCCCUGGCAAUUUGCCUCAAGAUGGAAAUUUGAAAAUAACUUUAUCUGA
Rangifer tarandus platyrhynchus (Svalbard reindeer) is the source of this 333-nucleotide messenger RNA. The record is from the annotation of a GenBank genome assembly. NCBI's taxonomy places the organism in Eukaryota, Metazoa, Chordata, Mammalia, Artiodactyla, Cervidae.